Parasteatoda tepidariorum (common house spider) is the source of this 2364-nucleotide messenger RNA. RefSeq names its product protein fem-1 homolog B. Lineage: Eukaryota; Metazoa; Arthropoda; Arachnida; Araneae; Theridiidae. Gene Ontology annotation, molecular function: protein binding. The record is from RefSeq and is a predicted model, not a curated record.
UGUUUCAAGUAAAUUAUCCAUAGCCGUAACUAAUCCAGUGUAUUUGUUAUUUAUUUUUAUUUCUGUUACAGAGAAAUUUACUUCUGCUACUGUUACAUGCGUGUUGCUUAAAAUCUCUCAUAAUUUGAAUAGUCUUCCUGAAGGAAACACAUUAAGUUAUUAUUUUCCUUUGUGUAUCAAUUUUAUUUACUUUGUGCACUUCACGAUCAUUUAUACUACGUGUCGCUAAUUUACAUGAAAUAAUACAAAUUUUGUGAGGAUAACAUUGCCAUGGAUGAUAGCUAUGGCAGAGAGUAAAGACUCCCUUAGACGUCGAGUUUAUUAUGCUGCACGAGAUGGCAUGUCAAUUACUUUGUAUGCAUUGCUUUCUAAUGUAGUACCUCAAAGUUCAGUGCAACAUUAUUUAAAUGAGGCUGUUGAAGAUGAAGGUCAAAAAUGCACUCCUUUAUUAAUAGCUGCUCUUAAUGGCCAUAUAAAUGUAAUAAGGAUGAUGUUACAUCGCUUUCAACCCGACAUUGAGCAGGAUGGAACUGUACAAAUUGAUGGUUAUGUUAUUGAAGGAGCUACUGCUUUAUGGUGUGCUGCAUCAGCUGGACAUUUCAAUGUCGUGAAAUAUUUGCUGUCUCGUGGUGCUGAUGUUAAUCACGCCACGAAAUCAAAAUCAACUCCCCUACGAGCUGCUUGUUUCGAUGGAAGAUUAGAUGUCAUCCAAUAUUUGGUUGAUAAAGGGGCAGACAUACAUAUGGCAAACAAAUACGACAACACAUGCCUGAUGCUCGCUGCCUACCGUGGUCGCAUUGAUGUUGUAACGUAUCUCUUAACCAAAAAAGCAGAUCCUGAUGCUCAAACACAAUGUGGUGCAACAGCUCUCCAUUUUGCUGCUGAUCAUGGGCAUGUUGAUAUUGUGAAAAAACUUUUAAAACAUGGCGCAAAAAUUACUAGAAAUAAAAUGGGGCUGACUCCCUUGCUUCAAGCUGCUGAAAGGACUAAAGCUGAAGUGGUUGAAUAUUUCAUUAAAAAAUCAUGGUGUGAUAAACAGGAAGCCGUUGAGGCGCUUGAACUCUUAGGUGCUUCUUUCGCUAAUGAUAAAGACUUCUAUAGCUUGGAAAAAGCUUAUUACUACAUGCACUGGGCUUUAUCGGAAAGGGAAAAUCAUCCUGACUUAUAUUGCCCUAAGGUCUUAUCAUCUCCCAUAGUAGCUUAUGACAAUCAUAUAGAAUGCCAAACUUUAACUGAAUUAGAAGCUAUAAAAAAUAAUAGCAAUGCUCUUCACAUGGAAUCGUUGGUUAUUCGGGAAAGAAUAUUAGGCUCCAAUAACCAUGAAGUUCCCCAUCCCAUAGUUUUCCGAGGUGCCUUAUUUGCUGAUGUAGGUCGUUUCGAUAGGUGUGUUGAUCUCUGGCUGCAUGCCUUGAAUUUGAGGUAUACACACAAUGUAUCUGUGAGAAAAGAUCUUCUAAGAUUUGCUCAAGUAUUUGCACAAAUGAUACAUAUCGGUGAAGAAGUGCAAUUUAACAAAAUUUAUCCUGUGCUUGACAUCACACUUGCAGAACUAAAGCGGAAUAGUAAGUUACUGAAUUCAAGUACAGAAGGAUCCCCAGAUUGUGUUCUCGAAGAAUUGGAGGACGACAUUUAUACCACCCUUUACUUAUUAGUUAUUACCACUAAACUUAUGAAAAAUUUGUCUUCUGAUGAAGAAUUUAAAAUAUUCAAACUAGUUUAUGAAAUCAACCAACUAAACUUAACUACAAGCGAUGGCUCUACGUUGUUGCAUUUAGCUGUUAACGUUGAUACCAUUGUUGAUGAGUUUCACACUAAAUAUGUCUGUAAGUUCCCGUGUGCAUCAACUGCAAGAAUGCUCAUACAGUGUGGUGCUGAUGUUGAUGCUGUUGAUAAAGCAGGAAAUACACCUCUACACAUUAUAGUUGCUUAUCAAAAACCUAUCACGGAUUUUAUGACAUUGCAUUCAAUAAUUACAAAGCUUCUCGAUGCAGGGUCGCAUAUUGAUCGUGUAAAUAAUAAUGGUGAAUCUCCGUUUGAUGCAGUUUUGACGGGUGUUGCUGAAAUUAUUUUAAAAACGCAACACCAAUUGAACCUAAAAUGUAUGGCUGCAAGAGCUGUUAAAAAGUAUAAUCUGAAUUAUAAAGGUAUUGUUCCUUUCACAUUAGCUUCUUUUACUGAUAUGCAUGGUCCUCCAAAGAAAAAAAAAAUUAAAUGAUGCUAUAUUUGGUGGAAUAUACCUGCAUUAAUGUGAUCUGUUGUUAAUCACUAUGAGUUUUAAUAUUUAUAAUAUUAUAUAUUACUGUUUUAUGUACAUAUAUAUUUUGCAUAUAAAUAUAAACUAUCUAAAGAUCUAUUUGACUAUAA